UGCAGAUUAGCCAAUCAACAAGUAGUUGGGAAGGAUUGUGGGCCGCAGUGACCUAAGCGCGUGUGUUGCGCACACUUACUGCUGCAGUUUGAUCUACGAAAAUGGAGCAGGGUUACGGAGGUUACGAGGGAUAUGAUUAUUACAACACUGAAAAUACUGGUGGCUCAGCUUCUGCAACUUAUAACUAUGGCACAGCUUCCAGCUACAACACAGAAAAUACAGGACAUGCUUCCAGUUACAAUUAUGGAACAACUUCCAACUGGGAUGGACCACCUGGAACUGGCCCUCCACCACCUCCACCUAACUGGGAGGCUCCUACACCAGCAGGGUCAGCCGCUUCUUGGGAUCCACCAGCACCCCCUGUGACACAAACCAAUAUGCCCAAUAACAGUGGACCCUUUCCCAAUAGUGCAACAAUGCGCAAGUCAGAAGAACCAUCGGACUCAAUCAUAGCGAAAAUAAACCAACGUCUAGAUAUGCUGUCUAAGGAAGGGCUGCCAAAUGAAGACAGCUCUUUCAGGUUUGAGUCAAUCGAGUCCUACGACUCAGGGUCUUCACUGAACAACCGUGAUCUGUACAGAUCCGGCUAUGAGUACAGUGAGGCUGGAGCUGACCGUAAUGAUUCCUUUGGAAGUCGCUUUGACAACUCCGGGAACCGCAAGGAUCAGUCCCGCAACAGAGGACGUGACAACGGCCCCAAUAGACAGAGGGGCCAGAAUCGUCCCCAAAACCGGGGUAGACCAAAUACUUUCAACCGCAACGACCGUUUCAUGCCAACUUCAAGUUCUGAAAGACUGUCUGCACGCUGGAAUGAGCUGAAUAAUAUGGGCGGGCGGGGCAUGGGUGGACCCAGCCCUGGCAGGCUCCCCUCACUCUUCUCUCAGCCCCUUGUCCCACCUCAUUAUGGCAUGAUGGGAAUGCAGGGAAUGGGAGGUUACCCGGGCAUCGGCAUGCCUUUUGGAGGUGGCAGACCACAAAUGCGAAUGAGAGACAGACCAAGGAGGGGGGGGCCCCGUAAUCGUGGCGGUAGACAGAAUGCUGGAGGACGGAAAAGGAAGCAGUCUGCAGGUGAAGAACCAGAUAGCAAGCACAUUAAAACAGAUUCUGAAGCUGGCGAUUCAGAUGAAAAUGAUAGAGGUGCUGGGGACGCUAGGUCCCAGGACAGAACCUUCCGAGGCCAGACCCAGACUUUGGAAUCCGGCCGACCGAGGGGCUCUGAUGAUGAUGAUGAGGACGGAAAGAAGAAGAAGAAAGAAAAACAACGAAGACGUGACAGAAUGAGAGAUCGAGCGACAGACAGAAUACAGUUUGCUUGCUCUGUGUGCAAGUUUCGCAGUUUUACUAAUGAAGAAAUUCAGGAGCAUCUAGAAAGCAAAUUCCACAAGGAAACCUUCCGAUACAUUGGUACUAAGCUUCCUGACAAAACAGUGGAGUUCCUUCAGGAGUAUAUUGUUAACAGAAACAAGAAGAUACUAAGACGUCGUCAAGAGUUGAUCGACAAAGAAGGCACAAAACCCAAGCCAGACCUCUUUAAGGGCAUUGGCCCAGAACACUUUUUCAAGAAGAUUGAAGCUGCUCACUGUUUGGCUUGUGAUGUAUUAAUACCUGCCCAGCACAACCUCCUUCAGAGGCAUUUGAAAGCUGCAGAACACAACAGGAAUCGAAGGAAUGCAGCAGAACAGUUCAAGAAAACAAGUCUCCAUGUUGCAAAAAGUGUUCUGAACAACAAGCAUAUUGUUAAAAUGCUUGAAAAAUAUUUGAAGGGUGAGGAUCCUUUUACUGACGAGAAUGUUGACCAUGACGAAGUGGAUGAAAAUACAGAUGGUGUUGCUGAAGGACUGAAUGACAGUACUGUUGAGAAAGAUGGAGCCCCUGAUGAUGCUGCAACCACAGAAGGUGAAACAAAAGCAGCAUCUGAAGAGCAAACGGAUGCUGCUCAUGAAUAUGAAGCAGGUGAUGCGGAUGAAGCAGGUGAUGUGGGAGAUGAAACGGGCGACGUGGGCGAUGAAGCAGGAGAUGAAACAGGUUAUGAAGCUAGUUACCAAGUAGGCGAAGCAAGAGAAGCUGAAGAAGAAUAUGAGCAUGUUGCUGAAGAAGAACAGAUGGAGGCAGCUCAGGGUGAAGACUAUAUGGAGGAGGACUAAAUUUAUAUAGUGCCGUUUACAAUUACGUUUUUGUGAGAGUUCAGAUGGUUGGUUCUGCAAAGUUCUGUAAACCAUUAAUUGCAGUUUCUUUUUCUGUAAUUUUAAUGCUGAAGUUGAAUGUGCAUUGCCCAGAGCACUGCUGUUAUUUUACAAGCUGUUUUAUGGGAGCAGUCUUUGCUUGUCUUGUGUAGAGUUGCUUUAGAGAAGCCUUCAUUCUGUAGUUUAAAAGUCAGUUUGCAGACAAAUGUAUAUAUAAACAUUCCCCAAAAUAUUGACAUGCUUCAGAUUUGAUGUUUGUUACGAAUUUUGAUAAUUCAUGUAUGAAACCAAGAUGAAAUUGUAGGGCACUGUAUGAAGUGAGUUUUUUUGGUUCACUGUUCAGUUAACCCUGUUUUUGUUUUGUGUUAAGAAAUUAAAUUUCUUGAUACUUUUUAAGAUUUUUUUAACAGAAUGCUUAAUAGUCUUUCAAACCACUUUGGCUAGGAGUGUUGCUUUCAUGAACCAUGCAAGGAAGUGAGGCACUAGUUUCUUUGGUGCUCAUCCAACAUGGAUGAUGUGAUGUACAUAAUUUUAUGCGUCAACAGUUAACCAUUAAAACUUUCCCACUACAAAAGUAUAAAGUUGUACUUUAACAUUGAUAAAAUAAAAGGUAUUGCUCAAUUGGGUGGUGAUGCACCCCAA
Molecule: messenger RNA, 2825 nt
Organism: Protopterus annectens (West African lungfish)
Lineage: Eukaryota; Metazoa; Chordata; Ceratodontiformes; Protopteridae
Gene: AKAP8
Product: A-kinase anchoring protein 8
Exons: 14
Coding region: 102-2144 (680 amino acids)
Cellular component (GO): nucleus; nuclear matrix
Molecular function (GO): DNA binding; protein kinase A regulatory subunit binding
Source: RefSeq, a predicted model, not a curated record